GUUAGUUUCAUCGCGUUUAAUUUGCGACAAUGUUGUUUCACAUUGCUGCCGCGGCAGUGCUGACGAACAUCGCGUUUAUGGAGAUCUACUCGUUCUAUGAGUUGGCUGAUAACAUUGCGGACAAUUAUUACUAUCUGACGAGAAUGUACGAAAACCUGUUCAAGAGUCCUCUACACCGUGUCUUCGUAUACGGAACACUAAAACGAGGAGAACCGAAUCACAGUUUGAUUCAAGACACUUCUAAUGGGUAUGCAAAGUUCUUGGGACUCGGAAGAACUACUACUCCAUAUCCAUUAAUAAUUGCAACUCAUUAUAAUAUUCCAUUUUUGUUGAAGAAACCUGGCUUUGGUCAUCACAUAUUUGGCGAAGUAUACGAUGUCGAUACGCAAAUGUUAAAGAAGUUGGACGAACUGGAAGAACAUCCAACGUUUUACGAACGAUCAGAAGAAAAUGUGCUGAUUACUCCGGAGGCCAAGGCCAAAGCGAGCGAUAACUUUGAAGCGAUCAGCACCUUGACAAAGGUCUGGAUAUAUUUCCUACCGAGGUUCAGGGCAUCCUUAUUGGAGAGUCCCAUGUACAGCUCGUACAGCAACGAGGGAAGCCAUGGGCUCAAGUAUUGCGAAAAGUAUGUCCGCGACCCUUCGUAUGAUCAUAGAAGGGAACGAGGAGAGUACAAUAAGGCCGGAAGACCUGCUUUGACCAAGCUCUUUUGCAUAAAAUAUGAUGUUGCCCUCCCUCCCACCCCUCAUCAUCGUCGUAUGAACGUUUCAACUCUGAUAAUGUCUUUCUACGCAAUGAGACUUGCAAUGAGAAUUCUUUGUUCUUUUCUACAGGCAAUUAAGAGGGACUCCAGAGGAUUAAGUCGUUAUCUUCCUUUGUUAAUUUCCAUCGCAACGAGUUAACAAUUGAAGCGCCUAUUAUGAAUUCACGUGAACCGAACUGAAAUACCUUUCCGUGUAACAAUGAAAAGUGCAAUACCUAUGUACAGUCUCGAAAAUAUAUCUUGUAAUAUAUCUCUCGCGUAUAUUAGCGUAAUAAUGUAUAACUACUAUUUGCUAAAGACAGUUUUCCCUUUCUCUCACACACUCUCUCUCUCUUUUGUUUUUUUUUUUUUUUAUCAUUCAUUCGACAGAAAUCGGGCACAAGUAUUGCGAGUUUCGUUGAAACUAUCGUAUAGUAAUGAGAAAUGA
Molecule: messenger RNA, 1190 nt
Organism: Heterotrigona itama
Lineage: Eukaryota; Metazoa; Arthropoda; Insecta; Hymenoptera; Apidae
Source: the annotation of a GenBank genome assembly